Messenger RNA from Acanthosepion pharaonis, 942 nucleotides. The record is from the annotation of a GenBank genome assembly. Lineage: Eukaryota; Metazoa; Mollusca; Cephalopoda; Sepiida; Sepiidae.
AUGAUAAAUGAAGAUUUUUAUUUCGUUCUUCUUCGUCUUCUGCUUCUUUCUUUUCAUCUUUUUCUUUAUUCACAUUCUUCUCCCUCUUGUACUUCCUUUUCUUUUUAUUCUUCUUUUACUUCCACUUCAUCUUCUUCUUCUUCUUCUUCUUCUUCUCUCUUUCUUUUUAUUCUUUCGCUUUUUCUUUUUCUCCAUUUUUUCUUUUUUUCUUCUUCAUCUUUUCGUCUUCGUCUUUUUCUCUUCCUUUUUUCUUUUCUUUUCCUUUAUUCUUUUUCUUCUUCUUUUUUCUUCUUUGUCGGUCCCUUCUUUUUCUUCUUCUUUUUCUUCUUCUCCUUCUCCUUCUACUUCUCCUUCUUCAUUUUUCUUCUUCUUUUUCUUUUCUUCUUCUUUUUCUUGAUCUUCUUUCUCAUCUUCUCUUUUUCCUUCUGUUUUCUACUUUUUCUUCUUCGUCUUCUUCCUUUUCUUUUUUUCUUCUUCUCAUCAUUUUUCUUCAAUAUUUCCUUUCUUUCAUUCAUUCCACUUUUCUAUCUCCGCCAUAGCCCCCCUUUCCCUGCUCAAUCCUCGUUCUUUCCCUUCUUCUUCUUCUUCUUCCUCUACUUUAUCUUUUUCUCGUUCUUUUGUUAUUCUCCCGUGUCCUCCUCCUCUUCCACAUCUCUCUUUUUCCUUGUUAUCGUUUGGUUUAGCAUUCUUUUCCGUAUUUUUGUCUCCCCCCCCACCACCAUGGACCACUCUCUUACGGUUUUCAUUCAUUUCUCUAUCUUUUCUUCUUCUUCCUCCUCCUCCUCCUCCUCCUCCUCCUUCCUCUUCAGUCAUGUCUUCCUCCAAGACCCUUUUUUUUGCCAUCAUUCUCCUCCUCCUCCUCCUCUUUCCCAAAGUUUUGAUCGUUUCUUCACCUUCUUCCAAAUCACAUUUCCUUCUUUGUUAUCUUGCUGCGGAGCUUAG